AUGUCCUUCCAAAACAUCCUCGUCGACGCCGUAAAGUCGCACUUCGACAAGGACGACGACAAAGACGACCUGAACCCGGCCCUCUCGCACGCCUCCGCCCACGCCUCCUCCUCCGAGGACCCCUCCCUCUUCAGCCAGGCCCUUUCCUUCAUCAACCAGCGCAAGAGCGAGGGCAUUGACAGCGACGACAUCGACGAGGAGCACGCUGUCAACGCGCACAGACGCUACGAGGAAGGCGGGAACAUGGACUCCAAGGAUUUCGGGGCUGGUGCGGCGAUGCAGGCGCUUAAGAUGUUUACGUCUGGGUCUGGGGAGAGCACGGGGGCCGGGAAGGAUAAGAAUGCGUUUAUUGGGAUGGCGAUGGCCGAGGCCGGGAAGAUGUGGGAGCAGAAGGCGGGACGGGGGGAGGCUAGCGGAGACAAGCAGUCUGCUAUCAACCAGGCUGCUGAGAUGGCGUUCAAGAUGUACUUGAAGAGCCAGAUGAGUGGGAGUGAGGGGACUGGUGGGCCUGGUGGGCUGAUGAGCCUGGCUAGCAAGUUCUUGAAGUAA
Molecule: messenger RNA, 549 nt
Organism: Aspergillus mulundensis
Lineage: Eukaryota; Fungi; Ascomycota; Eurotiomycetes; Eurotiales; Aspergillaceae
Exons: 2
Coding region: 1-549 (182 amino acids)
Source: RefSeq, a predicted model, not a curated record